ACACGAGGCGACAUGAAGGGCUCUGCGUCCGAAUCUCCCAGUGCCUCGGUCACUGAGGCGACCACCACCGACGUGCAAGUGUCCCCGACCACUCUUUUACAGCUGGACAGAGAGCAGAUUAGAAAGGCAGUGGAAGGAAUAUCUAAUCGCUCAAAGUAAAAAAACAAUAAUGAAUUGCUGUUGAAUGGGAGCGAAAAUUUAUUUUUAAUGGUGAUAUUAUGGAAAAUUCCAGAGAAAGAACUUCGGGUCAAAGUACCUUUGCCUCAUAGCAUUCUCUCCGAAUCCUCAGAUGUAUGUCUCUUCACAAAAGAUGAAUUUGAUUCACCUGAACAGACAGAAGGUUUCUAUAAAAAGCUUUUGAAAAAACACAGAAUUAACACUAUCUCUCAGAUUAUCCCUUUUAAAACUUUAAAAACAGAAUAUAAAGCCUAUGAAGCCAAGCUCUGCCUCCUGGGUAGCUUUGAUGUCUUUAUUACUGAUGCGAGAAUUCGACGGCAUUUGCCCACACACAUAGGGAGGCAUUUUUAUCAGAGGAAGAAAGUUCCAGUGUCUGUGAACCUUCUGGCAAAGAAUCUGUCCACAGAGAUUAACCGAUGGAUCUCAGGGACCGUCUUAAACAUCUCUAAGCGUGGUUCUUGCAGUACGAUCCGUAUUGGUCACACUGGAAUGGAGACUGAGCACAUCGUUGACAACAUCCUAGCUGUCUCAGAAAUGCUUUCAGAAAAAUUGCCAGAGAAAUGGGAGAGUGUGAAACUGUUGUUCCUGAAAAGUGAGAAGUCGGUUUCCCUGCCCAUCUUUUCUUCAUUUGUCACAUCUCAGGAUGAAAACGCUGUUUCCUUCCGUAGUUUGAGGAAACAAGAACUAAAGAAAAGAAAGCAUGAAAAUGCAAAGUUGAAGAAGAAGAGCAAAAUGUUAAAGAAGAAGUCCAAGAAGGCUGCAUCUCUUUCAACUCAGAGUGGGUUAGCUAGUAGUGCUCCAGCGAAGGGCCCAGGAGCCCAGAAGAAAAAGACCAACAAGGCACACACAAAGCAGANAGUUACANAGGAAUGUGAAGNAACAAUUCCACAACUGGUACCAAUAGGAGAGACUCCAGAUAAAGAAAAUGUAAAGAUGCAAGAAAAUAUCACAGGGAAAACUCCAAAAUUGAAAUCUGAUCCAAGUACACCUAAGGGUAAGAAAAGGAAGGCCUUGCUGGCUACAGAGAUUCCAGAAGCCUCCGCCCCUGGGACCUCAGGGAAGAAGCAAAAAAAGGAUGUUCGGGAAUUCAGAAAGCCAGAGGCCAGCUCCUUCUCUACUCCCAGGAAAUCUGGAAAGAAGGCUUCCAACACACCCAGAGACAAAAACCAAGGCGGCCCACUCAAACUAGAGUUAGUGCGUUGGCAUGAAGGACAUCAGAGUUAACCUAGAGCUUUUCAAAAAU
Molecule: messenger RNA, 1420 nt
Organism: Mus caroli (Ryukyu mouse)
Lineage: Eukaryota; Metazoa; Chordata; Mammalia; Rodentia; Muridae
Source: RefSeq, a predicted model, not a curated record